Lodderomyces theae is the source of this 2550-nucleotide messenger RNA. RefSeq lists its product as uncharacterized. The record is from RefSeq and is a predicted model, not a curated record. Gene Ontology annotation, molecular function: triacylglycerol lipase activity. The transcript has a single exon. Bases 1 to 2550 code for a protein of 849 amino acids. Lineage: Eukaryota; Fungi; Ascomycota; Pichiomycetes; Serinales; Debaryomycetaceae. Gene Ontology annotation, biological process: lipid metabolic process.
AUGACUACUCCGCCAAAGUCGCCGUCUGAUCAGCUGAGAUUGUUGCUGCCACAGCCAACUUUGAGAGCUGGAAAUGGAGCUGGAUACCGGGCGACGUUGUUGAAUGAGGAUGAUUUUCUACAUAAGGAGGAGGAGGACGACGAGGGGGAGAAGGAAGACAGUAUGGAUAGCGAAGAAGAAGAAGAACAGGAAAGAGAGCACGCUCAGGGCCACGGAAGUGAUAAGGUCAACAUACACAGCUACAAUGCUGUGGACGAUAAUGGUGAAGCAGCUCAUCCUGCUGUCAAUGGUGCUCCUGAUGAUGAGCAUCAGGUCAGUGACUUUAAUCCGAUGUCGAGGGGGGCAACUGCUCUCAGUCGUCGGCUAACUAAAAGUGAUGCUGAAUCAAUAGUUGGCGGUGAUUCAAUCAGAAAUGUUCAUGACGAAUAUGAAGCUGACGUGUACAUGGAUCACCCCACUGCUGACCCUGACAAGCCAACUGAAGAUCAAGAGGUCAAAAUUGGCGAUCAUACAUUCACUGACACCAAGAUGAAGCAAUACAACCCCAACCAAAAAGUAUUUUCAUUUGCGUUACCAUUUGGUGGUGGGUUUUCCUCCUUGCGAGAAAACGUUGCGCGGCAUUUACACCAGUUGAAAAAUAUUGACGUUCCAUUUGUGAAACACGAUGAAGAGCACAAGAUCGAUGAAGAAUUACAUCGUAAAGUUGAAUUACGAUUACAGCGACAACAAUCAAUCAGCACUGUAGAUGAAGAACAGUAUUUCAAGGGGUUUAAGGGAGUCGACGAUGGUAGAAGUGAAGCGAUAAGACACGCACUAACACCCAAUUUUAAUGAGUUGUUACCCAUCAAGAAUAAAAAGGACUUGCCUGAUUACGAGUCCAUUUAUGAUCGGAUUGACGGUAAUAUUGUUAUCAUGGGUGGGUAUCGAGGAUCGAUUCUUCGCGACACCAAAACUCACAAGCGAGUAUGGAUCCCGUUGAAAGCGGGGUUCAAUUUGAGGAAAAUCGAUUUGCUUUUGGGGCCAAAUAAGGAAGAUGAAUGGAAUGCCGAGGAAAAGAUGUACCCCGAUGGGAUACUUUCUCAUGUUGGUCCUAUUGAUGUGUGUAGAAAAUUGAUCAAGAAACUUGAUGCUAAUCCCAAUGUCAAUAUUCACGAAUUCGGUUAUGAUUGGCGAUUAAGUGGUGAUUACGUGUCACAUAAAUUGGAAGAGUUUCUCACCAAGAUUCAUCAAGAAACGGGUAAGCCGACAUUGGUGAUUGCCCAUUCGAUGGGUGGAUUAAUGGUUCAUGGAGCAGUUCAAAGGAAUCCUAAAUUGUUUCGGUCAGUGGUGUAUGUGGGUUCGCCAAGUGAGUGUUUGAAUAUUCUUGGGCCUAUAAGGUUUGGUGAUUCCGUGUUGCUUUCUGAUAAGAUACUUACUUUUGAAACGAAUUUCAUGAUGAGAUCGAGUUUCAUCUUUUUGCCAUUGAGUGGAGAAACUUUUUACGACAAGAAAACAAAGGAAAAGUACAAGAUUGAUUUUUUUGAUCCUGAUAAUUGGGUUGAGUAUAAUUUGAACCCGUUGGUGUCAAAGCAAAGAAAAAUUGAAGCUGAAUCAAAGGGAAAGAAGUUGAAUGAGCAACAUAGGCUGAGAACCUUUUCAAUUGCAUCAAGUAUUGGAUUAACGAGGUCUCCUUCACCUCCUUCGUCGAUCAUUUCAUCAUCGACUUUCCCCAGCAUCAAUCAGAUUAGCUCCAAAUUUUCCAAAAUGUAUCGUUCGACGUCGUUGAAAAAGUUCAAGCGCGGCUCCGAUUCAGCAACAGACGAAUCAUCGCCACCUCCAUCAUCGGCAUCCGCAUCCGCAUCAGCAACAACAACAGCAACAACAACAACAGUAACUGCAACAGCAACAGCAGCAGCAACAACGCCAUCAUCAACCUUGAACGGCGAUGCUGCUUCACCAGCUAGAUCUUCUUCUUCGUCUCCUUCCCCCUCACCUCCCCCUUCUUCAUCAAACGACGCUCCUUGCGCUUCUGAACCACAACCACCAGCAGCCACGUCCAUGGUUCCAGGUGUCGAUUCCACCGGGACACAGUCCACACCACACCCCCAUCAGUACUCAUUCACGUUUGCCGAAUCGUAUCGCUACUUGAGCGAAACCUUGGAGUCAACCAAAAAAUACGUUCUAUCAUUAGAGCACGACCCGAAACUAGCAGCAGAAUAUCCGCCAAUGGCAAUGGUCUACGGCAACAGGAUCCCCUCAGUGCGGGGAUCUCUAGUUCGGUCAAGACAAGACAUUAAAGAUGGAAACUAUUAUGAGUUCUUUUAUGGACAUGGAGACGGUGUCAUUCAUCAGAAAUGGCUCAUGCCUGAAAAGAAGGGUUUCACUUUUUAUGAUAAGCAUACUGGGACUGGAGAAAUUGUGGGCAAGUUUGCUAGUGAGGCGGCACAUGUGGGGUUGAUGACCGAUUUGGAUACUAUGGGCAAAGCUUUGAAUGCUGUCUUUGAGGCGGAAAAGUUUUGGGAGCAGAAGAAGUUGCUGCAGAGGAGAAAAAUGAGGGAGAACUCUGCAUAG